AUGCGAGAAGCCGCCCUUCUUCUCCUCUUUUUACCAAUUAUUUCAUGCUCCAACGCGCCCAAAACAUGCAAAAGCUUCUGGAUUUCGAAUCGGCCGUCGCAGGAUUGUGCCUCGUUGACACUUCAAGAACCUCCCCAACUACUUCCAAAUGUGCUUUCACUAUCAUUAUCCAAUAAUUCCAUAUUCCGAAUCACAACGUUCCCAUCAGAAUACCGUCGACUCCAAUCCCUACGCCUUGAUCAAUGCCAGCUGGAAAAGCUGGAUUUCGACGCGUUAUCAGUGUUCGAGCAGCUCCGCGAGCUCGAUGUCUCCCGCAAUUCACUGUCGAAACUAAUAAUUCCGCGAAAUUUGGCGUCACUUCGUGUACUCAAUUUAGCAUUUAAUGCAUUCACAUAUGUCCCCGACAUGUCACAUCUGGAAUCUUUGCGUCUCGUUGAUUUAUCACACAAUCGACUAAUCUCUGUACGGCCUCGAAUGCUUCCGUUCAAUUUGGAAGUUGUUCGAUUAGCAGCCAAUCGAUUUCAACACUUAUCUCCAUGGCCAUUUUUGCACAAGCUUCAGGAACUUGACGUAACAUUCAACGACUUGGAAUGUGACUGUUCUCUCUGGCAUUUUGUCACUUGGGCCGAGAAGCUCGCACUAUUUGAUAGCACAAUGCUUCCAUGUAGACGACCAAGUGAACUUAGGAAAAGUCCAAUUGAUGGAAAGACAGUCUGUGGCCCUACGGUAGUCACAUCGUCCCCCGAGUCCGCCGUAGUAUCCCUAGACGAUGCUCACGUAAUGUGCUGUACCGCCUUGGCAACUCCAUCUCCACAGUUAUACUGGCAGUUUAAUGGGAAAAAUAUCUCCAGUGGUUUAUCACAGAAGCAUCUAUCAGAAUCUGGAAAAUUGGAGUUUUGCUUGGAAAUUCCGAAAGUUCGACUAAAAGAUAUGGGAAAAUACAAGUGCGUUGCAUCGCUCGCCGGCCUCAAUUCUUCCAAAGAAUUCCACGUGGAACGUGACAAAAUACCCAUUGUACUGAACUCGGCUGAAGGAAUUAUGAUCUACUGUCAAUUUACGAUAUGCACAUUUAUCGGUGUCUGUUGUGUCAUCUCGUGCUGCGUUUUACGAACCGGUGGUGGUGGUCGCGGAAAAACUCGGCCAAAUCGAGAAUAUUUGCACACAAAGGUGCUCGAAAUCCCACACGAUUCGUGCGAAUAUUGUGAAGUUGAUGAUGAUGACGUGGAUGACACGUGUGAAGAUUGGGGUGAUGCGGAGACAGCUGCAGUGAGACAGUAUUUACAGUGGAGGCAGAUGCAGAUGCAGCAGGAGCAAAUGCAGAAAUGCCCAAUGCUCCCAAAAAUCCGUCACGAAAGCCUCUGCCGCCUUUCUAACGAAUCGGGAUCUUCAAAUCGGUCGAUACCUCGUGCUCCGCUGGCCCGAUUCGACGAGCCGAGCUGUGUUUCGUUUGAGCUAACCCAUUUGUGAUAUUAUAUAAUUUAUGUACAAUAAAAGAAAAACUGAUGAUAUAUUUAAAUAAAGGAAUUAAAGUGUAA
Caenorhabditis elegans is the source of this 1535-nucleotide messenger RNA. RefSeq names its product Ig-like domain-containing protein (gene iglr-3). The coding region runs from base 1 to 1467 and encodes 488 amino acids. The transcript has 8 exons. NCBI's taxonomy places the organism in Eukaryota, Metazoa, Nematoda, Chromadorea, Rhabditida, Rhabditidae. The record is from RefSeq and is marked reviewed.